Microbotryum saponariae is the source of this 150-nucleotide messenger RNA. Lineage: Eukaryota; Fungi; Basidiomycota; Microbotryomycetes; Microbotryales; Microbotryaceae. The record is from the annotation of a GenBank genome assembly.
AUGAGCAGCACCAACGCUGCGUUCCUCAAGGCGCGGCCAGACCACGUGACCCUGACCGUCUCGGCCGUCACCACCAACGCUCCGCACGCGCUCGACCUCGUGACAAUUCCAAUGAACUGGCUUCAGACUCUCGAGUCGUCCCGCAAAUGA